AUGGAAGACGCAGAAGCGGAAAAGCCUAGGAAGGCAUGGACCGCAGAUUUGGUUGAUGGACCGCACCUGCGAAGGCGCAGCUCGCUAUGUAAUAAAACCUACUAUUCUGCUAUGAGGGAAAGGAGUGAAAAUGCGCAGGAUAACGAUAGAAGUUCAAAAGCAAAGAUUGGUGGUUACAGUUUCAAUGUUAGCACAUCUGAGUUGGGUAAGCAAGCGUAUAUGAAUAAUAGACAGGAGCCCCCAAAACCUCUGUCACCAAAGAGAACAGUUAAUGGCAUAAGCGGAGGAGAGAAGGUCAACAGUGUGACAUAUACGGCUGCAAAAAAAAGAGUGGUAAACGAAAUUCAAGCUGAUGACAAAUUAGUACCUAAAGCACGUACCUUAUCUGGAUUUGACAAUUCAAGCGUUGUUACAAAAGGGGAGAUAAUACUCACCACAUUCGCAAAAGGAGUGAUAAAAGAUACGAAAUUUCAAAUAAAAAUAGAUCCUGUAGACGAGAAAAAAACUUCUUUUAUUACGGAAAGGGGGACUUACUGCUAUAAAGUCAUUCUUUUCAGUCUAAAGAAUGCUAGAGCCACAUACCAGAAGUUAGUAACGAAAAUGUUCCAGGAGUACCUGGGAAAAACCAUGGAAGUCUACAUUGAAGACAUGUUAGUCAAGUCAACACAGGCGGGGGAUCACAUCCAACAUUUGUCAGAUACAUUUCAGAUUCUCCGUAAGUUCAAUAUGAAGCUAAAUCCCGAAAAGUGUGCAUUUGGCAUGUCAUCAGGUAAGUUCUUAGGUUUCCUUGUUUCUAACCGAGGAAUUGAAGUAAAUCUAGCGAAGAUUAAAGCUAUUGAAGAAAUACCGGAUAUACUCACGAGCAAAAAAAAAAGUGGAGAGAUUGACAGGUAG
This is a messenger RNA of Nicotiana tabacum (common tobacco), 894 nucleotides long. The record is from RefSeq and is a predicted model, not a curated record. Lineage: Eukaryota; Viridiplantae; Streptophyta; Magnoliopsida; Solanales; Solanaceae.